This is a messenger RNA of Belonocnema kinseyi, 6681 nucleotides long. Its product is annotated as rho guanine nucleotide exchange factor 17. Gene Ontology annotation, biological process: actin cytoskeleton organization. The transcript has 24 exons. The record is from RefSeq and is a predicted model, not a curated record. Gene Ontology annotation, molecular function: protein binding; guanyl-nucleotide exchange factor activity. The coding region runs from base 1049 to 6151 and encodes 1700 amino acids. Lineage: Eukaryota; Metazoa; Arthropoda; Insecta; Hymenoptera; Cynipidae.
UUGGGUCCGUAGACGGCCUUAUGUCGCGCACCGUGUUAGCUAUGCCCAAAGUCUGGUCCGGUUUCAUUUCAUUCUACUUAAUCCUAACUCAAUCUAAUCUCAGGAAAAAGUGUUUUAUUCAACUCCAUCCAACUUCUUUGUUCCCACAAUCUCACUUUCUCCAACCGAACCUCCGUAUCUCCAAAAUCCUUAUUCGGGAACCGUGAUUGGCUUUGGUACUACGAAUUUGUGCAGCGGACAAAUUUUCUUAUUUAAAAUUCGUGAAAAGUGAAGAUUUAAAGUAUGUAAAUGAUCUCCAAGUUAAAUGCGCUUAUUUCACUUUUGGUAAACAUUUCAAUGAAAUGUGUGUAGAUUGCAGGAACAAAGGUAUAUAUUAUUCUCUUUAUUAUAAAUCUUAUGAUAAAUUAUUCAGCUUUCUUUACUGGAAAAAAGAUAUGAACUUCAGUGCACUAGUUAAAAUAAUAUAUGAUGCUAAACCUUUAUUGAAAUAUGAUCAGGAUUUCUAAACGUGCGCUUCCUCGAUCAUACUUGCACUUUGUUGUUGAGCGAGUCGUGCGUGAAAGUGCCUUUUAUUGAGUAUGUGAUUUUUCCUCAGUAAUGCACCGAUCAUGUGCAUGAGGGAAACGCGAUUUUCGUCUGGGACCAGAAAACCGGAUUGUGGAUUCAACGCCGGAGGAAUGUAAUGAAGUAAAAUGGAAUAUAGUCAUAUUAAAACUGUCAAAAUAAAUUGAUUUUAGAACGACUGCAAAAAGUGCGUGAACCGUCGAAAUCAGAUGCGAUUAUGCGUGUAAUGUUAAGCGGUGAAAUUUCGACCGAAAAAAUUUCUGCAACGCAGCGAAAUUGAGGAACGUGUUCGGGGAAUGAAAUCGAAAUACGGAUUUCGCACAGUCUGCUUGAGGAUGAUACUGAAGAUAUUCUCACGAAUGUGGAUUGAGUAAUGAUUGUUUACUCGAGAUAAGAGAAACUUCGCAAACCGAGUCCGGAUCGAGGAUAUAAUGCAGUCUAACGAUUUUUCCACUGAUAACGGAUUGUGAAGGAAGGAUGAAGAAUGCCCCGCGUCGGCGAAGACGAGGGCGGUGGAGGCAGCAAUGCGGAGAAGGCGGGAAGCGGUUUUGGAGGAUGGCUCGGAGGUGCUGCGAGGGCCAUGACAGGAGGCAGUGGAGCUGGUUACGUUGUCCUCGGUGGCACUCGUUACGGUUUACGUCACUCCCAGGACAAUUUGGCGUUGACGAACUCUCGGAAAGAGGGUCAAGAUCGACGAAGGAAGAGGAAUUCGCGAGAUAGCGAUUCUCGGGAGCGAUUGACGGAUAAGCCCUCUGGUGAGAAGAGUGGGUCCAUCGACUUCGUCAACAGCGUGACAGAUUGUUGCUGCAUCGGUCCACGAUCUCGACUACCGCUAUCGCGGAUUCCAUUAUCGUCGACCGCGGGGCAGACCUCUCCUACUUUACCUCAGCCUCCCACCAGAGUAGCAGCCGCAGAACCGCCAAACCCAAACGCUAAUAAUAACCGCGGGUGGCUGCAAACGGGUAGCGGCACCAGUGCCAGCUUCAGCGUCGGCCACGGUCCACAGCCGAUAUCAUCUUCUACCACCUCUCCACCAUCCAAAGUCUCGUCAUCAACGACGACGGCAACGUCAACGUCGACGGCGACCGCGACAAAUACUUCAGUAACACACUCCGUCUCCGUGCCGCGACAACUCGCUCAGUGGACCAAACACCAAACUCUUAAGCUGCAGGAUCCAUCAGUGACAGCAGUGGACCGACUGCACAGAUUCCGAUGGAGCGGGGGCGGAGGAGGAAGCGGCAAGAAGUCUUCUUCCGGCCCCCGCAGCGAGAAGGCCGAGCGCCUUCGCGAACUGACGGAAAAGCUCAAAGGACCAGCACCCGUCCCACCACCUCGGCGACCUUCACGUGUGCAAGAAUCAUCGCCACCACUGAGUGGAUGCCAACAAAACCUCUCACCGACUCAUCCACAGACACCUGAAACAGCAUCAAUGCAGGAUUGUAAUCGUUGUGAUGUUCUACCCUCGAGUCGAAGUUACACCUACAGUGAAGGCAGUCAUGGACUAGGGAGUAAUCCGAAGACUUUCGUUAGAAGUGAGAGUGUUGGUGAAGAGUGCUACAGUGAACCAUUCGAAAAUAAUAGAAAAUCGUCAGCCAGUGUUGAUUCGGUUGCGUGGACGAAAAAUAGUUCGAAAUUAAUUAAACCAAAAGAAAGAAACAGUGCUGACGUAAGUGAUAUCGAUAUUUUAAGUGAACCGAACAAUGGUGGCAGGCACUUGAGGCAGUGCAGUGAUUCCAUGGUGGACAGUGCAAAAGGUGUUACAGUCAAUUUUCAUGAACCCGUUAGUAACGAGAGCGAAGCCAGAGAUGCGAUCACGAGAUUGGAACCACGUGGACCCUUUCUCGGCUUUCACAGAACCAGUGCACCUUAUAGAAGUGCCUCGUUUGGACAAGCGGAUUUUAAUCAAGCUUUAGGAAAUCGACAAAAACUGCAACCAACAAUAAAUUCAAAUCGGGUUGAGGAUAAGGAAAUUAGAGCCAGUACGUUGCCACGACGUCGUGGGAACGUAAGUCCAGAUGUCUCGAAUCCCAGAAACAGUAAUAGUCCAAAUCAUCAGAGCCCAAGAGCCUCAACGCCCAGCCUCGAUAGCGCAGUUGGUUCUGCUGAAGGUCUUGGGGUUCCACAAAUUGGUCUUGGAGACCUUCGCCCUAGAAGCGAUGGAUCUGACAGUCUUGCAACAUCCAGUGCCCUGACUAGUCCAGAGCCUCAGGUUCACGAGAUUCAUGAACCCAGGGUCGACUUAGUCAAACCGGAAAUUACCACCGAUUCCACUAUAACUCAUGAUCGAAACUUUGAAAACCGGAUUUCGGAAUCGAGCCAAAAAGAAGUGAGAAUGGAACCUCAUGAAGUUAUAGUGACACCACCUGUAGAAGAGUCAAGAUUGAGUCAAGCCAGCGAAGCCAGUGAAGCUCCAAGUGAAACAACAUCAGAGACUUCUUCACCCUCAGGAAAAGUGAGAAGGUAUCGUGGUGACACAAGUAAAAGAAGAAAAGGAGUUUAUAUUACUCAGUGGCCUGAACCUUCAGAUAUAGACCAUAGCAAACUGGCAGCCCAAAGUAGUGAGGAAAAAGAUGAUCCACCAGCUACACCAAGUGAUCUCUCUGAUUGUGAAGGUCAAGUUCCCAGAAGGUAUAGUAAGAGGCCUCUUCGAGGUCCUUACGGACAGAUGUUAGAAGCAGAAAUGGCAAAACCUCGUGCAACAGAAAUCUCUCUCGAGGAGGGAGUUAAGCCAAGAAGAAAAAUUUCAGCAAAUCUUUCGUUCAAUGCAAGUAGUAACAGCAAUUCUGAACCGCCAACUCCUUGCCAUCACAGAACAACAUCUAGCCCAAGUAAAUUGGAGGGUUUACCUGGGCCUAGUCCGGAAUUGUUAGCCGAACUGUUAAGAGGGUCUUCCGAAAGAGUUGCUCGUGCUGCAACCCAACGAAAUGAUACAAGAACACACGUAGUGGUUGAACUUUACGACACGGAACGAUCUUAUGUGGAGGCUCUGCAAAUACUAGUCAAUAAAUACUUGCAACCUCUCAAGAGCCCGGAAAAUGCGGGUCUCGUGGACUCAGCGACGGUCGAUGAGAUCUUCUACCAGAUCCCAGCAAUACUCAGUCACCAUGAAGUAUUUCUUGAAGAAUUACGAAAGAAGUUGGAAGCUUGGGAACUUGGACAAACAAUCGGCGAUGUGUUUCUCGACACGUUCAUGAAACCUUCGGUCUUGGAAACCUACACCCUCUUCCUCGAUAAUUGGAAAUCUGCAAAAACGGCCAUCAAAAAUACGUGUCAAUCAAAACCUGCCUUUGCGCGAUUUCUAGAGGCUAUGGAAAGGGAGCAUAAAGGAAAGCUGGGAUUGGAUCAGCUGCUAAUUCAACCCGUACAGAAAAUUCCGAGAUACGAGCUUUUGAUUCAGAGGCUAUUGAAACACACGGAUUCUUCUCAUCAGGAUUACGAGCUUCUUUCAGCUGCUCAGAAAGAAGUUCAUGAGUUGGUGGUGAAGAUUAAUUGCACAGAGAGGGAGAGUCUUGAAUGGGAACAACAGCAGACGACACUGAAAGAAGUUCAGGCACUUGUCGAAGGACUUGCCGGAAUAGUAGCUAAUGACAGAGCCUUUAUUCGACAUGAUUUAGUAACAAUCGCAUCGAAUCAAGGUACUAGGAAAGAACGAGCCCUUUUUUUGUUUUCGGAUCUUCUCGUUAUAACGAGUAUCAAAAGAAGAAGCGGAACGAUAAGAAAACCAUCGACUUCGUGUCCGAAUAGUCUGGUCGGUCUUUUGGAGGCAAACAAGUACAAAAUGUUAAUGAGAAUUACAUUAGACGAUUUGGAAGUGAUGAAAGCCAAGGAUGAAAAUCUACGAAGGAUGGCACGAGAAGUGGACCAUUUGCGAGAGGACUGUGCGACUUUGACUCAUGUUCAAGAACUUGCGGCGACCUUACAUGGAGCAAAACAGCAAUUGGAGGACUUGGUAAAAGAAUUACUGGGUCAGGCACAGAGACAAUUAGCAGAAAGGAAUGCCGCACAUUCCCAGUUGGCAUGCCUAGAACUUACGCUUAAUACCCAAGCAGGAGUCGAAAACCUUUCCAUUAUGUUUACGAAGCCGGACAAGAGGGCGAGCUGGGAGGAGAGUUUCAACGAGGCCAAGCAAAAGUUAGCCUUGUCAGCUGACAGGAGACCUUGCCCCGAAUUCGUAGGACCUUUGCCAAUUCGAAAAACCCGGGCUGGCCUUCAAUUUACUUGUGCUGCACCCACCUUGCCGAAUGAGCAAGGAAUAAGGGAUGUGUGGGUUUGUAAUAGUGAUGGAUACGUGGGUCAAGUUUGCGUCUUGAGUCUCAGUCCAGAACCUCCUCAGGUCACGUCUUGCAACGGGGUUUGCAAUGCUAGGAUUCUUUGCGUUGCAGGCAUUCCUGCUGCUGCUGAUGCAUCGAACUCCUGCUUACCGAUCAAUAGUACCUUUGUUAACAAUAAAAGCGGUAUUAGUAUUUCGAUUCAGGAUGCGGAUACAAGUAGUGGCAAUAUUCAGCUAGACAGUAGUUCGAGCUCCGAUGAUUCGGAUUCUGACGACAUUCCAUGCGCGGACGCAGCCUGCACUUCUGUGGGAGGUGACGUGUCUAGUAUUGAUGGUGCGACCAUCGAAGAAGACACUAAUCAGCCGACCAUGUGGUUGGGAACUGAAGAUGGUUGCAUCCAUGUCUACAAUUGUAGCGACAACAUCAGGAUUAAGAAAAAUAAGGUCAAAAUUCAACACGGCAGUUGUGUCCAGUGCAUAAUAUACCUGGACAACAAAGUCUUCGUUUCGUUAGCAAAUGGUGAUGUUACAGUAUACACAAGAGACCAAUCGGGAACGUGGAAUACCGCAGAUCCAAUGACCGUUUCCGUCAGCACAGUCGCUUCCCCUGUUACCAAAAUGCUUCCAGUAUCUGGAAAAUUAUGGUGUGGUUGUCACAACACCAUAAAAGUCUUAAACAUCUACUCGUUGGAUAUCGAACACACCUUUACAGUUAGUAACGAUGCUAGUCGAUCGAUAUCCUGUUUGGCGAGUUCCGGAGGUCUUGGGGUUUGGAUCUCAUUACACAAUAGUGCAGUACUAAAAUUAUAUCAUGCAAGCAGUUACGAGUGUUUAUCUGAUAUUAAUAUUGCCCCAGCAGUCACGAAAAUGCUUGCCAUUGCAGGUUGCGAUGACAUAAUCCGACAACAUAAAGCUGCUUGCCUUAGGGUUACUGCUCUUUUGGCUUGUAACGAAUUAUUAUGGAUUGGAACCAGUGCAGGAGUACUUUUAACAAUGCCUAUUCCUCAUAUUAAACCUUCAACGCAAAGGAUGUCGCAGCUUCCAAUCGUAACAGGUGCUCCUCAUGGACACACUGGUCACGUGCGAUUCAUAACAUGUGUGGAAAUGACGACACCUCCGAAAUCUGACCCUCGUCCCAAAAUGAAUCGUUACACCUUUGACACCGCCAAAGUCCAGCAAAACAAUAUUAAUCAUGGGAAAAUUCUUGUAAUUUCCGGUGGUGAUGGCUAUGAGGAUUUCCGGGGACCUCAGGCUUCCGCAGAGCUCCAGGCUGGUCGGGAAGACUCCACAAAUCACCUGCUGCUCUGGAAAGUUUGAUACUCCUCGAACCGGCUUCGAGUCCGGAAUAUAAUCCACGAACGCCGGCAUGACACGCCGAGCAAAUCGAGCCAUGUCCUUUGACAAAAGGAAAAGCCUCUUGGAAAAUCCUCCUUGGGAUUCUUGAAUUUCCUUCUCGAGCCAAUGGAAAACACUUUGCCGUUUGAAGGAAGCGAUUUUCUUCCAGUCAAGUUCAACUUGUCCGCGACAGGGUGCUUAGGAAAGGAAGGGAAAAAAGUGAGGAAAACUUUGCUAAAUGGUUUGGGCUUGGGAUCUACACUGGAAGUGAGAUCUCUUGCGAACUUCUUUUUUGGAGAAAAAGAAAGCAAGUGAGGAGGUUGCAAAUCUCAAAUUUGAAGCUAAUUUUCCAAAACGUGUAUUCAGAAGUUUGGCUGUUAUAGUAAAAUCUUCUGCCUAGUCCAAAUAGACGUUCAUGUAGCGAAUUCUUUCGUGUGUUAGCCAACUUUGAAUUCUACUAUCAGCUAGUCAAAAUUUCAAUAAAAUAAAGGACAUUCAAGAUUUUACCGUAA